Prunus armeniaca (apricot) is the source of this 321-nucleotide messenger RNA. Lineage: Eukaryota; Viridiplantae; Streptophyta; Magnoliopsida; Rosales; Rosaceae. The record is from the annotation of a GenBank genome assembly.
AUGAAUGGCAGUACUUGCUUUGAUAGUUCAGAGCCACUGAUCAAGAGGGAAUUGGAAGAUGGGAAACUUUGUGGGGGGAGAUCAAGCUAUGGCAGUGCAGCUGAGGAGAAAGGAGAAGUGAUCAGAGUAAAGAUUAAGAUGACGAAGCAAGAAGCGGCACAAAUGCUUUCCAAGUGCAAAAAUGGAGGGGUUCUCGAAUUCAAGGAUGUAACUUGUGCGCUUGCGCAGAUUCCAACGGAUCGUGUUAGUAUUGACCCGUCACCAGUCGCUUGCUGUGGUGCUGGUCCGGCAGUUCUGAAGACCAUCCCUGAAGAAUACUGA